This is a messenger RNA of Fraxinus pennsylvanica, 423 nucleotides long. Lineage: Eukaryota; Viridiplantae; Streptophyta; Magnoliopsida; Lamiales; Oleaceae. The record is from the annotation of a GenBank genome assembly.
AUGCAAGAAAAGGAGCUGAAGGAAAGUGAAGAUGCUUCUGGAACUUGGGUCUUGUGGAUUGGGUCUGUUGUUAAUGGGCUUAGUGCUUCAAAUUCUAUCCAAUUCCAUGCCCAAAACGAGGUUCCAGUUUCUUCAGUUUCUGUUCGGACGCACACCACGAGACAACCUCCAAUUGUUUGCAUGGGAUGUGAAAGCGAUUUUGAUUUGAUUUCUGGUCUUGAUGUUGGAGGAGAAGUUGAUCCUAAUGUGGAAAAUGAAGACACGUUGGGUUCAGAUAAUAUGGAUGGUUUUCUAUCCGACUUAGCAAAUGCUAUUCCUGGAAUUGAUGAAGCUAUGAGUUUUGCAGAAAUGUUGAAUUGCUGCUCAACCGUGGCUGCAAAGAAAUCUAUGUCGUCGGAGAAGGAGAAACACUUCACAGCAUAA